UGUUGGUCUUGUUGUGCGACGCAAUGGACUACGCAAGAACCCAGGCCGCAGCAGCACUGCGCUCUCAUCUCAGCAUCGCCAUGACGGUCAGCAGGAUGGCAUGCAUGGCCGCUUUCGUGAUGACAACCGGAAUCGGCUGGAGAAGAUCUGCCGAUCCGGCCCACGCUAGACAGAGCAUCCGUCUAUACAGGAAGAGCGUCGCCGUCUGACAGGAAUGAGGCUCAACUCUCCAGCCUCCUCGAUUUGGUGGCCAAAACACCGAGCUUCGUUCGGCGACCUGUUGCAAACAUCAAAGCGGCACUCUCGGCUGUUGGCAGCUCACCAGUGGCACGACCGCGGCGGGACCGCGGAACGGAGCGUCGAAGGGCAGCUGACAGCCGCCUCUUUCCUCAGCGUGCCUGCAUCCAGCAGCAGCGGAAUUCCGCACUCUGUCCCCCACGCCCGAGUCGCCAUGAAGCUAUCCAACACACUCUUGUGAAGUGCUUACGGCUGCGGUCAGCAGGAGGCACCUCCGCCAUCGACACUGCCUCAGUUGAUACCCUCGCACCUGCUGUACAAGAGCCCUCAAAAUAUUCGACAGCCGCGGCAUGCUCGCCCACGUCAUGCCGUCCAUCACCACAAAGCUUCACCACGAGUCAGCAUUUCGAUCCAGAGCGCGAACAACAAGACCUGCCCGAAUGGAGCUCACCCCGGGCCACGCUACCUCCUAGGUUCUCCGCAGAAUGGACAUACACCACAAAGGUGUGCCGAGGAUAGCCAACCAGUUACGACCUUUGCCAGCCGACGAUACACUUCACCUAAGCAUUAUUCCCGAAGCCUAACCAGAUCUACCCGACCUGUUCUC
This is a messenger RNA of Cercospora beticola, 844 nucleotides long. RefSeq lists its product as uncharacterized. The record is from RefSeq and is a predicted model, not a curated record. Lineage: Eukaryota; Fungi; Ascomycota; Dothideomycetes; Mycosphaerellales; Mycosphaerellaceae.